CAGGAUGUGAACCGAAUCUUAAAAAAUGUAUAGCAUAUAGCAAAGCAACCACCAAUCGAAGGAGCUCGGAGUAGUCAGUUAAAAUGUCUACCAUUACUGCCUCUCUCUGCUUUCUUUCUGGAAACAAAAACCCAAUCAAAACCCUAAACUUAUCUCCUUCAAAUUCAAAUUCAGUUCGGAGAUGGAGUAGUCACGUCAUCAAGACCUCCUCCUCCAACUCCAAUCGCCUCUCCUUCAACUGCAAAAGUGCCUCCACUAUUCCCUUCGUCUCCUCCAAAAACUACGAGUUUUCUGAUGGUUCUUCUGAGGUGGAACUGAGAUUACAACUCGGGGCCCAGGACAUUCAAAGUUACAGAGAUAUAUCUGUGGAUGCAAAUGACAACUCUUUGAAAAUUAGAAUACAGCGCUAUGGGUCUGUCAUCACACUUAUAGAAACUGAUCAUCUAUUUGAAAAAAUAAAGCCCGCUGAAACAAUAUGGUACAUAGAUGAUGAUCAACUGGUUGUGAACUUGAAGAAGCAAGAUCCAGAUUUGAAAUGGCCUGACAUUGUGGAGUCCUGGGACUCCCUGACAGUGGGAUCUCUGCAACUUUUGCAAGGAACAGCAAUCUUCAUUGUUGGGGAUUCAACUGAAAUUAACGAGACAGUGGCUCGAGAAAUUGCAGUUGGUAUUGGGUACACACCACUUACCACAAAAGAGUUGCUUGAAACAUAUGCGAAGCAAACUAUUGAUUCAUGGGUGCUUACUGAAGGCUCUGACUCUGUAGCAGAAGCAGAAGGUGCUAUAUUAGAAAGUUUAAGUAGUCAUGUACGGGCUGUUGUUGCAACGUUAGGAGGGCAGCAGGGAGCUGCUAGAAGGGCUGAUAAAUGGCAGCAUCUCUACGCAGGAUUUACUGUAUGGCUGUCCCAAACUGAAGCUACAGAUGAAGAUUCAGCAAAGAAGGAGGCAAGGAGGCAUAUUCAAGAUGCUAGAUUAGCUUACUCAAAAGCGGAUGUGGUUGUCAAGCUUCAGGGUUGGGACUCUGAUCAGACCAAAAGUGUGGCUCAGGCAUCCUUGAGGGCCAUUAAACAGUUAGUUCUAUCAGACAAAAACCUUCCAGGUAAGAAAAGGCUUUAUGUAAGGCUGGGAUGUCGGGGUGAUUGGCCAAACAUCAAGCCUCCUGGUUGGGCCCCAUCAGCUGGUGAUGAUGCAACGUUGACCUAGUGCAGUAUGAGUUUAAAAACUCUGUGCAAACACAAAAUCAAAAAUCAACUACAAACAUCAAAAAUCAACCACAAAAUCAACAACAAAAUCAACCACUAGAACAAAAUCGUUUGAUCGGUGAUUGCGGAUCGUGGAUUGGAGAGGCGAUUUGGAUCGGUGUUGAUGGAGAUCGGUAAUGGGUUGACGGAGAUCGGUGUUGAUGGAGAUUGGUGUUGAUGGAGAUCGGUGUUGAUGGAGAUCAGUGAUGGGUUGACGGAGAUCGAUGAGAUCGGUGUUGAUGGAGUGCUUGAGAUGGGUUGACAGAGAUCGGUGUUGAUGGAGUGCUUGUGAUGGUGCUUCUGGGUUGACGGAGAUUGGUGGAUUGGAGAGGGGUUGUGGUGCUUGUGAUGGCUGUGGUGUUGAUGGAGUCCUUGCUCUGGUGCCUCUGGGUUUUGCCCGUGAGAGAAAGAAGAAGAAAGAAGAUGAAAAAAAGAAAGAGGAAACGGCAGAGAUA
This is a messenger RNA of Quercus lobata, 1695 nucleotides long. RefSeq names its product shikimate kinase like 2 (gene SKL2). The transcript has 9 exons. The record is from RefSeq and is a predicted model, not a curated record. Lineage: Eukaryota; Viridiplantae; Streptophyta; Magnoliopsida; Fagales; Fagaceae. Bases 84 to 1202 code for a protein of 372 amino acids. Gene Ontology annotation, cellular component: cytosol.